Molecule: messenger RNA, 621 nt
Organism: Ilex paraguariensis (yerba mate)
Lineage: Eukaryota; Viridiplantae; Streptophyta; Magnoliopsida; Aquifoliales; Aquifoliaceae
Source: the annotation of a GenBank genome assembly
AUGUUGGCUAUUUACCAUAGGGAACUGCCGGUGACAAAUUUCGAUGAGAUUGCAUUCCACUUCAUUGAGUGCAUACAUUUCCAUGUGCAACAUUCUAGAAUGCAGAAAGGGGAUACUUUGGUUCAGCCUGAGACAAGAAAUCCAUCUUUGGACGCACCUACACCCAACGGGUUCAAUGGGAGUCAGACAUCCCUAUCAAAUCAAUUCUCUGGGCAAUUUAGUGUUGAUGGACUUAAAGGAUUGGAUCAGAUGGUCCUUGCAUAUCUGCAGCAACCUUCAAAUUUUGGACUUGAGAAGGGAGUACACAGGGAUGAACUUGCCCAAAAGUUAAAAAUUCAUGUGGAGAAGAUCAUGGAAUCAAUUAGAGUUCUCGAGGAGGAAGGCUUGAUAUACUCAACAAUUGAUGAAUUUCAUUACAAGUCGACUGUAGGCGGCUGAUCUAUAGAUUUGUUCCGAUAAGAGAUUGUUAUGAAACGCAUUUGUUUUGUUUCUAGCUUGUAAAAAGGUUGAUGAUAAUUUAUGCUUUACUCAUAAAACACUACCAGAACGCCAGUACCAAGUAGUAUCGCUGCCCUUUUUUCAGAAACAAUUCACGUAAUCAUCAGUCUCUUGCCAUUUGAU